This is a messenger RNA of Punica granatum (pomegranate), 2727 nucleotides long. Lineage: Eukaryota; Viridiplantae; Streptophyta; Magnoliopsida; Myrtales; Lythraceae. The record is from RefSeq and is a predicted model, not a curated record.
ACUGGGUGUUGCAAAUGAGAUGUUGCUGUCUGAUUGUUUGCAAUUUUGGUGUCUUCUAUCAUUUGGGCUUCUUGCUUUUCAAAUGUCAUGCAUGAUUCUGCAGGGAUUUGUUGCAAAGCAGCAGAAAGGGAAGAAAAGCCAAUGAUCAGUCACAUGUUUUUGACUUACAGUCUGUCCUUUAAAAGGCUGUGCUGCAAAAAAGUCUUCCACAUAAAAAGCCUUCAAGCUGUUGAUUGAUUGCAAUACACAAACACCUUUUCCCCACAUGAAUCUGGUGAAAAACAUAAGUCAAAGAAGCCCUUUUGCCCGCCCUGUUGGUUUCUAGUGGCCUCAAGCUCAUCUUUUUUUCCCUUUCCAUGGUGAUUGAUGCAUACCAUACAUAUAUGCAUACAUACAUCAAACUCAGAUUUCUUAAAUCCACCAGUUGCUUGUUCCGGACAGAUCGAAUCUCUGAGUAGAAACCUUCCCUCCUGAAAACAGAGAUCCACAAUGGGUUUCAGCAAUUCAAGAUCAGUCAGAUUCUGCGAUGAUCUUGAAUCACUGAAGCUUGCCGGCAAUAAGGGAGAUGAAGCCAUGAGGCUCAAGUACAGCAUCGAUGGUGCGCAGGUCUAUGAGGCCGCAGGUUCUCACAGGGUGCCCCGGAACGUGCCCCAGAGAGCCGGGAACAAGUCAUUGAAAGCUAAGGUGCUUUCCCGGGUUUUCUCGGAGGAUUUCGAACGGGUGAAGAGGAAAAUAUUAGAUCCUCGCGGGCAAACCAUCCGCCGGUGGAACAGGAUCUUCCUGGUUGCGUGCUUGGUUUCACUCUUCGUCGACCCUCUAUUCCUCUUCUUGCCCAUUGUUCGGGGCGAGCAAUGCAUAGAUCUCGGGGUGACCCUUGAAGUGGUUCUCAGUAUAGUGAGAACACUAGCAGAUAUCUUUUAUAUAGCUCAGAUCUUCAUUCGGUUUCGGACAGCUUACGUCGCGCCUCCAUCUCGUGUUUUCGGGAGGGGAGAGCUUGUUAUAGAUUCAUCAAAAAUCGCACGGAGAUAUCUCCGGAAAGGUCUCUGGAUAGACCUUAUCGCUGCUCUGCCCCUUCCUCAGGUUCUGAUGUGGCUUGUCAUCCCGAGCCUGAAUGGUUCGACGCUCACCAACACGAAGACUGUGCUCCGUUUCAUAAUAAUCUUUCAGUACCUCCCAAGGCUAUUCCUUAUAUUCCCUCUCUUAUUGCAAAUCAUCAAGGCCACAGGCGUCGUGACCGAGACAGCUUGGGCUGGGGCCGCCUACAAUCUCAUGCUUUACAUGUUAGCAAGCCAUGUACUAGGAGCUUGCUGGUAUCUUUUAUCGAUCGAACGUCAAGAAGAUUGCUGGAGAUGGGUUUGUGAGACUCAGCGGGAAUCUUGCCAAAGCGGGCUUUUGGAUUGCCGCCGGAUCAAUGAUCCCAACCGCAACACUUGGUUCCGAUCAAGCAAUCUCACAAGUUUGUGCGAUCCAUCAAACAACUCCUACAAUUUCGGCAUUUAUGGCGAUGCGGUGACUUUUGAUGUAACUAGCUCUCCGUUCUUCAACAAGUACUUUUACUGCCUUUGGUGGGGCCUCAAGAACUUGAGUUCAUUGGGGCAAAAUCUUUCGACAAGCACUUAUGUUGGAGAAAUCGUCUUUGCAAUCAUCAUAGCGACUCUCGGGCUGGUCCUCUUUGCUUUGCUCAUUGGCAAUAUGCAAACAUACCUUCAAUCAACGACGGUGCGGUUAGAAGAGUGGAGGAUCAGGAGGACUGAUACAGAGCAGUGGAUGCAUCACAGGCAGCUGCCUCCCGAUCUAAGGCAAUUGGUUCGCAAGUAUGACCAGUUCAAGUGGGUGGCUACAAGAGGAGUCGACGAAGAAGCCCUUUUAAAGGGCCUUCCCGUAGAUCUCAGAAGAGAUAUCAAGCGCCACCUUUGCCUCGACUUAGUCCGACAAGUUCCCUUGUUUGAUCAAAUGGAUGAGAGAAUGCUCGACGCCAUCUGCGAGAGGCUGAAGCCAGCCCUGUGCACCGAGGCAACAUUUCUUGUGCGGGAAGGCGACCCAGUGAACGAGAUGUUAUUCAUUAUCCGGGGUCAUUUGGACUCAUACACUACAAAUGGGGGCCGCAGUGGGUUCUUCAAUUCGUGUAGGAUCGGACCUGGGGAGUUCUGCGGCGAGGAGUUGCUCACAUGGGCCCUGGACCCUCGCCCCAGUGCCGUCCUCCCCUCAUCCACACGAACUGUGAAGGCUGUAUCCGAGGUGGAGGCCUUCGCCCUCCGGGCAGAGGACCUGAAGUUUGUUGCAGCACAAUUCCGGCGGCUCCAUAGUAAGCAACUCAGGCACAAGUUCCGGUUCUACUCGCACCAUUGGCGGACCUGGGCGGCAUGUUUCAUACAGGCUGCCUGGCGCCGGUUCAAGAAGAGGAAAGAAGUUGCGGAGCUCAGGGCCCGAGAGGACGCUGCGUCACCUGAGCCAAAUUUGACCUCACCCGGGCCUGGUCUUGCAUUGUAUGCAGCAAGGCUCACCACGAGCACUAGGAGGAGUGGAAACAGUAUAUCAGAUUCAGAUUCCAGCAUGGUCGGGUCGCUGCAGAAGCCCACAGAGCCGGACUUUUCAGUGGAUGAGGACUGAUAAUCAGGUCCCCAUCGAGUAGGCAUGAUGAAUAGAACUAUUUGUGCAUAGGUGAUAAUUCAUCAAGUAUAUACCAAAAUCAAAGGGCAACAGCAGAAAAGGGAAAGGCAUUUCUUA